AUGUCGAUGGCAGAACAAAACUCUAUCAAGGAGCUUAUCAAUAAGCAUGUGUACCAGUUGGGAGAUCCCGAUGCUGAUCUUCGAUACAUGGCCUUGAACGACCUGUCCACCCUUAUGCGAAGUCCCACGUCGAACUUUCUCACAACAGACCGUGAUACAUCAACUAUCCUCUAUCACGGAAUUAUCAAAGCUUUAGAAGACCAGAAUGGUGAUGUACAAAACCAAGCACUGGAAUGUCUCGCUCCAUUGGCUCCCAGAAUGACUAUCACCACUAUAUUCCCUCUUAUUCAACGAUUGGCCGAUCUGACAACAUCCUCCUCCGUCGAUAGCCUCUACAGCACUGCCUUACGCACCGUUAUCGAGAGUCUCCCCCGUCCUCAAAUCGGUCAGCCUGCGCCAGAUGCCACCCUCCAAGCAUAUAAAGUAGUCUGCGAAGCUCUCCUGCCAAAGCUGACUGGCUCAGGUGAACACGGCAUGCUGGUUAAGGAUCCCUCAAAGGGAUUCCGUAGCGACGCUCUCGAGGUGCUUAUUGCAACCAUCGCCUGCUUUGGACCACUCCUCAAGAAAGAAGAGCUGGACUCCCUGACAACACCUGUCGUUGAGAUUAUCAAUAACGAAACAUCAGGGACUGUGGUCACCAAACGAGCGCUCACAGCUUUGUCGGCUUUGGUACAGUUCUUUUCUGACAAGCAACUUGCCGACUUUCUGGCCCAUCUAUCAAAGUCCUUGUCAUCACCUGCUAUCUCCACUGUACAGCGCAGCCAGUUGAUCGCAACUGUUGGAGCUAUUGCCAAGAAUAACUCGGCGAAAAUCGGUCCACAUCUCACUACCCUGGUACCUUUCGUCUUUGCCGCAGUCGACGAGCAAAUUGUGGCUUAA
This is a messenger RNA of Penicillium taxi, 879 nucleotides long. RefSeq lists its product as uncharacterized. Gene Ontology annotation, biological process: SCF complex assembly; protein ubiquitination. The coding region runs from base 1 to 879 and encodes 292 amino acids. The record is from RefSeq and is a predicted model, not a curated record. The transcript is spliced from 2 exons. Lineage: Eukaryota; Fungi; Ascomycota; Eurotiomycetes; Eurotiales; Aspergillaceae. Gene Ontology annotation, cellular component: nucleus.